AUCAUGGCAGUAUUGUCCCUUUUUUUCAAACUGGCAUUUGCCAUAUCUACUGUUUCUGCAUGUCCCUCCUGCAAGGGAGAAGGGGAACCCUCGGUUUACCCUAGGUUUACGCGUCGCAUGCAGCCCAAGUCUCUAGAUGCGACAACACAGCCAAAGGGGCCUUUGAACUGGGGAGAAAUCAACUUCAUUCACACGAGUGAUACCCAUGGAUGGCUGGAAGGGCACAUUAAGGAACGCAACUACGGUGCUGACUGGGGUGACUUUGUGUCCUUUGCGAAGCACAUGCAGGACAAAGCCGUAGAGAAAAGCGUUGAUCUCCUGCUCAUUGAUACUGGCGAUUUGCAUGAUGGUAAUGGUCUCAGCGACGUAACAACGCCCAACGGCGAGGUCACGAAUUCUAUCUUCGAAAACAUCGACUACGAUCUUCUCACUCCCGGAAAUCACGAGCUAAUUGUGGCCGAUGUUGCGUACAACACAUUCACUAAGUUCUCCAAGGUGUAUGGCGACAAGUACCUGACGAGCAAUGUUGAUAUUUGCAAUAAUUGCCAAGAGGGUGAACCAGAUGAAAAGGAAUGGGUGUCUAUGGGCCGCAGAUCUCGAUAUUUCAAAACGAAGCAGGGCCUCCGAAUUAUGGCUUUUGGGGUGAUCCUUGAUGGGACCAAUAAUAACAAGGACAUGACAAGAAUCCAGCCAGCUGCCGAAAUGAUACAGCAAGACUGGUUUAAGGAUGCAGUCAAUCGCCAGGAUAUUGAUAUAUUUGUCGUCAUUGGACACAACCCCGUCAAACCUGGAAUCCCCAAGAGCGAAAGCAGCUUCCCGCUUCUAAUGGAAACUCUCCGGACAAUGCGACCUGAGAUUCCUGUGCAGGGAUUCGGGGGUCAUACGCACCGCCGUGACUUUCACAUCUACGACCCUAUGUCCUCGGCGAUAGAAUCCGGCAAAUACUGUGAUACUGUGGGUUGGGUUUCCUUGGAUGGCAUCAAAUCACAACCCGUUCAAAAAAGAGCAGCAAGCCUCGAAGUCAAAACUCCAUUAGUAAAUAAGAGCACAAUAGUGAAAUCGGCCGAUGCAUCUUGCUCCAAGACCAAAGAUUUCGAUAUGAAGUUAACCCGGCGGUAUCUGGAUUGGAAUCGCCUCACUUUUGCCUACCAUGCAACUGGAUCCCAAAGCAUAUCAAACACCGCUGACGGACUCGAUGUGACCAAAGGGAUUACAGACAGUCGCAACACUCUCAAUUUGACCUUUGUGUACGGGUGCGCGCCACAGACAUACUGCAUAUCAUGCAAGCCGUUCGGCGACGAGGGCAAUAUCUACACUUUGGUGCAGACUGCUGCUGCUGCGACUGUGGUUGACCCAGAUCGUUCGACAAAUUCGAGGAUGAUCAUUGUCAACCAAGGAGCCAUCCGGUACGACCUGGUUCAGGGCCCAUUUACUGUAGAUGAUGCCUAUAUCGUCUGCCCGUACACGAGUACCUUCCGAUUUAUCGCCGACGUUCCUUACUCGCUGGCUUCGAAAGUCCUCGAGUAUAUAAACAAACCGAAAACCACCACCAAACGAUCCAUGACUGUAGAUACCAUUUCAAGUCAGAUGUUGGGUUACGAUGAGUGCAACAAUUACUCGCCUCACAACGGGACUGAGCUUCUCAAGCCAAAAACCCUCUUUCGUCGUGUACUUGAUGGGACCACGCCAACCCCGGGAUAUACAACAUGCGAUGACCUUGGUGAUGAUGGCGAUGACACUCCGCACUCUGAAAUCCCGGAAUACACUCAACCAGCUCAUGUUCAAGGUACCGCUGCGUUUCCACCAGAUGGUCAACCAGACAAGGUGGAUCUAAUUUUCUCGGAUUUCCUUGACGGGAGGAUCGUUGCAGCCUUGAAUUCCGCAAACCCGCCCAAGAAUUAUACGACGGACGACACUCGUCUUUAUCUUCCGGAGGACUUUACGACGAAUACCUUCAUUCCCACCUAUGCCUCUAUGGCCUGGCAAGACAACAUCAACGACUGUCCGAUUGGAGGAUGAGUGAGAUGGUGUUUGGAUAUCUGAGGCACCUAUGGGGUUCAGGACCAUAGUUCUCUCUCCCUCUCCUCUUCCUUCCUCUCUCUCUCUGUCCGUUCUUCCUUUUAUGAAUGCAUACCUAUUCUUCCUUAUUAGAUAAUUCAUUGUAUCACAUCCUCUGGAUAGUGCGGCAGUAAAGAAGCUUUCUAUCCCAC
This is a messenger RNA of Aspergillus glaucus CBS 516.65, 2210 nucleotides long. RefSeq names its product Ser/Thr protein phosphatase family protein. The transcript is spliced from 2 exons. Gene Ontology annotation, molecular function: hydrolase activity. Gene Ontology annotation, biological process: nucleotide catabolic process. Lineage: Eukaryota; Fungi; Ascomycota; Eurotiomycetes; Eurotiales; Aspergillaceae. The record is from RefSeq and is a predicted model, not a curated record. The coding region runs from base 4 to 2019 and encodes 671 amino acids. Gene Ontology annotation, cellular component: cytosol.